AUGCCGUCGGUUUCGAAAGCGGUGUCGCGGGGCGGCGGGUCCGGUGGGUCCCCGCAGACCGAGCAGCCGACGCAUUAUACGUAUCUAAAGGAAUUUAGGACAGAGCAGUGCCCCCUAUUUUUGCAGCACAAGUGUGCCCAGCACAGACCAUUUACCUGUUUUCAUUGGCAUUUCCUAAAUCAGCGUCGUCGUAGACCUAUACGAAGGCGUGAUGGGACUUUUAACUACAGUCCAGAUGUUUAUUGUACAAAAUAUGAUGAGACUACAGGAAUCUGCCCAGAUGGAGAUGAUUGCCCUUACCUGCAUCGAACAACAGGGGAUACAGAAAGGAAGUAUCAUCUCAGAUAUUACAAGACUGGAACAUGCAUUCAUGAGACAGAUGCCCGGGGUCACUGUGUGAAGAAUGGAAUUCACUGUGCCUUUGCUCAUGGCCCACAUGACCUUAGGCCACCAGUAUAUGAUAUAAGAGAACUUCAGGCACAGGAAACCUUACAGAAUGGGCAGCUAGGAUGCGGUGAAGGCAUUCCAGAUCUGCAACCAGGAAUUUUAGCAAGCCAGGCAACGAUUGAGAAGAUCCUUAGUGAAGAUCCAAGAUGGCAGGACACAAAUUUUGUAUUAGCUGGCUACAAGACGGAACAAUGUACCAAGCCACCCAGACUUUGCCGCCAGGGUUAUGCAUGUCCGCACUAUCACAAUAGUCGAGAUAGAAGACGAAAUCCCAGAAAAUUCAAAUACAGGUCCACUCCUUGCCCCAGCGUAAAACAUGCAGAUGAAUGGGGUGAACCUUCAAGGUGUGAAAGUGGGGAUAGCUGUCAAUAUUGUCAUUCCCGUACAGAGCAGCAGUUUCAUCCUGAGAUAUAUAAAUCUACAAAGUGCAAUGACAUGCGCCAAACAGGUUACUGCCCACGUGGUCCAUUUUGUGCAUUUGCACAUGUUGAAAGGAUUCCUUCAACAGAGGACACCAUGAAUGUAGUCAUACUGCAAACUGGUUGUCAAUCAAAGCCAGGCGCUCACCUGUUUUCAACAGACAGCAUAGGAAUUGCAAAUGAAUGGAGCAGCAGUCUUAACUCCACAAACAGCAUUACAAAUAGCAGUGGGCAGUCUGGAAAUGCAAAGCAUCGAAGCUUCCCAUCUGAGAAUCAGCAGAAAAUAAAUGAACAAGACAACAAGCAGAACCAUCUCAGUGUUUUUUCAGCUGUUAACCCACUUGCUUCAAGCAUAACUUCCAGUCUGGCCUCCAGUGUUGGAUCAGAUAGUUCAUCUCCUACAACUGUUUCUGCUAUCAGUGCCAAAGCUCUUCCAUUCUAUUCUGGCAGUAACACAGUUGAAUCGGUAAUAGGUUCUGCUUUAGAUUUGCAUCUUAAUGAUGUAAACGUCACAUCCAUAGACAGAGAAUUAGAAGAUCAAGAAGGCAGUGACCUUGGAUUAGCAAGUCAAAGGUUACUGGGAAGUUCAGCACCCGUCAAUAUUCCAGGUUCUCUUGUUCGUUCCUCAUCUUUACGUUCAUCAUCAUCCCUUUCAACCUCUCCACUCAGUUCUCUUUCACAAUCGCUGUCUCAGUCUUUUGUUUCGUCCGCUACGGCUCCUCACCACCAGCAGCCUCAGCCUGUGAAGACAGAACAUAGUAUGUUAGGCACCUCAGCCUCUUCUCACAACUCUUUAGGUUUAAAUGGUGUUACAGGGAGCAUCUGGGACUUUGUAACUGGGAGUUUCUCUCCUAGUCCAUCCCCAGUACUAAGCAGUGGCACUACCCCCUCAAUAAGUUCGAGCACCAGUGGGAAUGAACUAACUCGAGUUAGACAGGAACUUGAUGAUGCCAAGAGAAAACUAAAACAAUGGGAAGAAUCUUGGCAACAAGUAAAACAGGCAUGUGAUGCAUGGCAGAAAGAGGCUCAAGAAGCAAAAGAACGUGCUAACAUCGCAGAUGCGGACAAACAACUCGCUCUUCAGAAGAAGGAGGAAGUGGAAAAUAAAUUAAAAAAGCUGAAGGUGCAAUUAGCUGCUUGUCUAUCUACUACAUUACCUUAUAUGAAAAACCAUGGAGAUAUAGAAAAGAUACCCUUGCCAAAGCUUCGCUCCUUACAAAAUCGGCUGCAUUUAGAUUUAGAAACAAUAGAUGAGGUGAUUUUUCAGCUUCAGUCGAAGAAGUGUAUCGUAUGUCAGGAAGGUGAUCGUAGCAUUAUCCUGAAUCCAUGUCAACAUUAUGUACUUUGUGAUCACUGUGCAGCUGCACAAGAAUGUCCCUGCUGCAAGAAAAAAAAAAAUCUGUGGUAACAUAUAGGCAUAGUACUCAUAUAUCAUGUUCAUGGAUUAAAUAAUUUUAUGGUUUUGUAUUUUGUAUAAGAACUAUAUCACUCAUAAUUAAUCCAUUUAGUAGUGCUAGACUGAUUUCCAUUUUGAUGUGAGAAAGUUAGUUGCUUUAAGAUAGAGAAGAAGGCUUGCUCACCGUUACAUAUCAACUUCAGUCAUUUGAUGAGGUUCUAUAGUCUUGAGGUUCUUUCAUUCUCCCCCAAUCCCAUCGCAGCCUUUUCUGACUUCUACUUACAUUCCUAGUGCACAAGCUACUUAGGUUCAUUUGCACUGUAAUCACUUUGUAUAAAUGCCUGAAUGAAGUGUUUAUACCUGUUAUUAACAGAAGACGGAUACGUAGACAGAGUAACUACACACUCAACAGUACUGAUGGUCCUUUUGCCAUGUCUGUUGUGCGUGGAACACCAGAGCCAGUAUUUUGGAAUCAGUCUAACACUAUGUUUACUUGGAUGUUUGAAAAACUCUGAUUAAUAUAAAAGCACUUUUUAAUGAUUGUGUUUUGUUAGAAGAUACGUUGUAAAUUGCUUCAAGCUGCUUUCUAGGUCUUAUGUUUAUUUUUUAACAUGCAAUAAUAUGACGUGUUAUAUGUGUACUGUGAAUGUAAAAUAUUUCACAUGGUUUUACUGUUAAAUCACAGUAUGAUUAAAUAGAAAUGACAACUUACCUAGGUUUUUUACAAUUUAUAAGUUAACUGCAUACUGUAGUAUUUAUAAAUGUACCAGCGGAGACAAAAACAGUGAGGCACAUAUGCUUUCAUAUUCCAAUACAUGUUUUCAAUUUUGUGAAACAGAUCAGUUUUAGUAAAUGACUGUGCAUUUGCAUAUUUCCCUCAGUUUGGAUGUUUGUAGUCUCAAAGGAUUUGUACAUCUCCUAACCUGUGUGGUACUCAUCGGGAGCAGAUAUGAUCUAUAUAAUAUUACCAAGUGCCUAUGCCCAAUAUCCUAUAAAAUGGCAGAAGACAUAAAAAAAGAAUUUUGCAAAUAAUUUCUAUUGCUUAAUUUUGUAUUGAACCACUUGACAAUAACUAGAAUAUGUCCCUUGCUUUUAUAAAUAUUUAAAAUACUCUUUUUUUCAGGAAUGAAGUAAUUCUUGUUUGAAAGGAACUACAAAAUUAUUUAAGCAUGUAAUCAGGCAAUGGCACUUUGACACAGUGAUUCCUUUAAAAGGUGGUAAUAUCCUUACUUCAUCCUGGUAGUUGGGAACAUGUAAUUCAGGAGAAGUUAAUUAAUUACUGCAUGUUAACACUGUAUAUUUUUACUUUUCUUACAUGGAAUAAUUGCCUGCAUUACUCCUUUUUCUGUUAAAUUCAGGUGUGACACUAGUACAACUUAGAUUGAAAUGACCUACUACUGUGUUACAUGAUUUCUAUCUCCGUAUUACUGUAUUCAGUACAAAAAGUGAGUUCACACAGGCAGCGAAGAGUUAAUCUAUUUGAAGUUCAGUCAUACUAAAACAAAAACCAAGCUGUAUACGAAAGUUAUUAUUGUUGAAAAUAGAGCUUUUUAGAACUGUGUCAGCAUUAAAUAAAAGGCCCAAGCCAAUAAUACUGAAAUCACUAUCUCAUUUGGGUUUUAGCGUUCCUUGUACAAAGGCUUGUGUUAGCAAAGUAUCAUUACGCAUUUUCUGUGAGAACUAAAUGUACAGAUUUGUCCCUGCUUUCCUAAGACAUGUCAAUCUGCAGGAACAUUGGAGACCUUUUGGGAAGGGAGAAGUAGGAUAAAAUAUUAAAUACAUUUCUACUUGCUUCUGUUUCAAAAUUUUGUUUGAAGAUCACUUUAAAGACCAAAGUUGGGUUUAAUAAUGUGAUUUUGUUGACUUUAACACAGUUUCUCUAAAACAUUUGUACUGAGAAAAGUAUAAAAUUGGACUGUAUUUGCAUCUUCAAACACACUUUUCUGCCCUAAAAUAAGAUAUUCCCCUUUUAAAGGCAUAGCCAGCUUUGAACUUUUAAAAAAAGGAACUUGGGUCACCAAGUUUGGCUGUAGGUAUUAAUGUAUUUUUUGCACCUGUGCGGUCUAUGACAAACAGUGAUUUUUGACCCUUAACAGUAUUUUGGACCUAAAGCAAAUUUAGUUACGUCGGGGUUUUGUGGGUUUUUUUAAUAACAUGUAAUUAUAGUUUGAAAUUAUGUUACGUAUUUUUCAAACAAGCAGUUAUUUUGGACACCGGUUUACUGUAUUUAUCUGUUGUGGAACAGUAUUCUGCAACCACUGUGCUCACAAAAACGUUUAGAAAAAUCUUAGUGCAAAUUUUUGCUUUGGUAUUUUAGAAGAAACCAGCUUAGGCCACAUUGUGCUGCCCAUAUGCAGCUGUGUGACAUUUGUUACCCACAAGAUACAGAAGUGUGGUUUUGUGCUGUCUUGUCAAAGUUUAUAGUUCUUCAUGUGAAUUUUAGUGCAUUUGCCUGUGUCCUAAGGCUAUUUUUUGGUCCUCCUUUUUUUUUUUUGGUAGUAACAGGUGAUUUUCCUAAUCUCGCAACACCAACAAAAAAAGAAUGUAAACAUCACUUGCAGUGUGAAUCAUCACAUAGACAUUCAUAGUUUAUAUGUGCUGCAUUUUUAGAGGAAAUGAACUCAUAUGUUUAGUCUGUUGCUUUUUAAAGUUGUAUGUUUGGGUUUUUUAUAAUGAUGAAUCUUGAAAAUAAUGUGUGUCCUAAAGUAAUAUCAGUACUGAAAAUUUUGCAGGUGCUCCCUGUAAGUUUCUUUGGUGCUGACUUACAGACACAUUUCAAAACUAUCAACAAACCAUUUUGUGGAGAAGGAAAAAACACAUACCAAAGAAAGGUACCUAUGCGUGAAAUUCUCAGACUGGGCAGCUUGCUAGAAUUAUAGACGAAUCCUUAGGUAAUCACUUGAACAAUACAUCAUCAUACACAGACGUCACAUGAAAAUAAUAUAGUUGUUCUUCACAAAAUUCUUUUUGUGAGGAAUUACAAGCAAAGUUUUCUGUAUCUUAUUAAAGCAAGUCAACUGCAAAACCAAAUAAAUACGUACUUUUACACCAGUAUUUUAAAAUGGAGGAUAAUAAAAUAUAUGCUGUUGACUAGGGACAACUAUUUGGAAAUAGUCAGAAGUGAAACCUGACCUUUUUAAGCAUUCAUCCUUGUACUAUAUACACUAUCUAGAAAUACACUGGAUACAUUAAAAUUAUAUUUUAGAGAGACUACGGUAAUUUGCUGAAUUCACAAAAUACAUAAAUAGAUUUUCAAGAUUCAUUUUGGUAUUUGACAAGUUCUGUGUUAAUUUAUGUAAGAAUAUAAUUUUUAAUGCGAAUGCCAUUAUGUUGUCACAAUUAUUUUAGCCUGGGGAAUAAUAGAUUAAAAUUGUGAUUUCUCAGGGUCUUUACAGUUAGGAGCUGUAAUUUAACCGGAAGUAUGCUAAUUACAGAUAGAUCCCAAGCUGCAUGUUAUAGGCUUAUUAUUAGUCUUCUUUAAAUAGCAGAUUAUGAAAGACAUACUUGUUUUGUUCUAUAUUGCCAUUCAGAGUAUCCUAGUAUUAAAUAUAGGUAGUAAUACUAUUACUGUCACACUAUGCUUGUGUAACUGUGGUCAUCAUCAGACCCUAAAUAAAUAUGGAAUUUUUACUCAUAUUAAUUUAUGUAAGCUGUUAAUGUUUUGAGUAUACAGACAGAAAUGAUUUUGUGAAUGAAACUUGUUAAUACAAAACAUUAUUUAUAAUGCAUACUCAUUUACUUGUAGUGAACUGUUUAAAAUUGUUAACACUUGUUAAAACUUUUCUACACUAUAGCAUUUAUGCAAUGGUUUACAGAAGUCAUGGA
Molecule: messenger RNA, 6087 nt
Organism: Gavia stellata (red-throated loon)
Lineage: Eukaryota; Metazoa; Chordata; Aves; Gaviiformes; Gaviidae
Gene: UNKL
Product: unk like zinc finger
Exons: 15
Coding region: 1-2274 (757 amino acids)
Molecular function (GO): metal ion binding
Source: RefSeq, a predicted model, not a curated record